Messenger RNA from Mesocricetus auratus (golden hamster), 949 nucleotides. It is a transcript of the gene Cetn3, whose product is annotated as centrin 3. Gene Ontology annotation, cellular component: microtubule organizing center. The record is from RefSeq and is a predicted model, not a curated record. NCBI's taxonomy places the organism in Eukaryota, Metazoa, Chordata, Mammalia, Rodentia, Cricetidae. Gene Ontology annotation, biological process: spindle pole body duplication. The transcript is spliced from 5 exons. Bases 99 to 602 code for a protein of 167 amino acids. Gene Ontology annotation, molecular function: calcium ion binding; microtubule binding.
UCGGUUCGGUGGGUGGUCCCGCGGCCGGGAGGGCGGCGGCUGUUGAGCGGCUCCCGUGGAAAGGUCCCUGGGCGGAACGUUCUCUGUCGGAGGAGGAAAUGAGUUUAGCUCUGAGAAGUGAGCUUGUUCUUGACAAAACAAAGAGGAAAAAACGAAGAGAGCUCUCUGAAGAACAGAAGCAAGAAAUUAAAGAUGCCUUUGAGCUCUUUGAUACCGACAAAGACCACGCGAUAGAUUACCAUGAAUUGAAGGUGGCAAUGAGAGCCUUGGGUUUUGAUGUGAAGAAAGCUGAUGUACUGAAGAUUCUUAAGGAUUAUGACAGAGAAGCCACAGGCAAAAUCACCUUUGAAGACUUUAAUGAAGUUGUGACAGACUGGAUAUUGGAAAGAGACCCCCAUGAAGAGAUAUUGAAAGCGUUUAAACUGUUUGAUGAUGAUGAUUCGGGUAAAAUAAGCUUGAGGAAUCUUCGCCGUGUCGCCAGAGAAUUGGGUGAAAACAUGAGUGAUGAGGAGCUCCGAGCUAUGAUAGAAGAAUUUGAUAAAGACGGCGAUGGAGAAAUAAAUCAAGAGGAAUUCAUUGCUAUUAUGACUGGUGACAUAUAAAGGAUUAUAAGAAUCAACACCAAAAUGUUGCAGUUACCAUCUAUAUUCUACUUUUGUGACUGAAGUCCUGUUAAAAAAAAUCCAACUUAGUUCUUCAUCCAAAAGGACCAAAACUAAACAUCCUUUUAUUUACAUUUCACUGCUGUUAAGUUUCUUUGUAUGAACAAUCUUGUUAGCAUCAAUAGUUUUAACUUCAUGUUUGUAAUACAGGUUUAUAUAAAGCUUAAAAAUAUCAAAUCAUGUGUUGUAUAUUAUUUGGAAGCUUUUAAAUUUAGCUUUAGCUAAUUGCUUUUAUUUUGGUGCACAUGUUUUUUAGACAUUCAUUAAUAAAGGACUUAUUUAUUUUA